This is a messenger RNA of Bufo gargarizans (Asiatic toad), 1214 nucleotides long. RefSeq names its product protein SCO2 homolog, mitochondrial (gene SCO2). Lineage: Eukaryota; Metazoa; Chordata; Amphibia; Anura; Bufonidae. Gene Ontology annotation, cellular component: mitochondrial inner membrane. The transcript has 2 exons. Bases 145 to 972 code for a protein of 275 amino acids. Gene Ontology annotation, molecular function: copper ion binding; copper chaperone activity. Gene Ontology annotation, biological process: intracellular copper ion homeostasis; mitochondrial respiratory chain complex IV assembly. The record is from RefSeq and is a predicted model, not a curated record.
AGACAUCCAGACGCUGCAGCAGCACAGCCUAGAACUUCACUCUUCCUACAUGUGACUGAUCACAUGAUCACGAUGACAUCAUCAAAGGUCCUUCAGCUCCUUAGAAUCUAGUAAUCACCCUUGACCAGGAACGAGAGCACAAGGAUGCUGCGGCACAUACAGCGUAUUUGUAAACUAUCUCCAUGUCCCUUCCUAAAUCAGGGGGUUAGAAAUUCAGUCAGCACAACACCAAAGAACUGCACAAACCGGAUAAAAUGGUUCAUCGCUGCAAGAGAAAUAUCCACAUCUCAACCAUUACAGAAAUCCCAGCAACCGGGAUCCUCGAAGGCCCCAAUAUCGUUGCGAACAAGGCUGCUGGUUAGCUGCAUUAUUGGUGGAGCUGCAGUGGGAAUCUGGCAAUAUCUGCGGUGGGAGAAACAGGAGAAGAAGAAGCUGGAACGCAUUGAGCAGCUCCGUACCCUAGCAGUUGGUCAGGGAGACUUCAGUCUUACUGAUCACAAAGGCCAGCCUUGCUGUAAAAAAGACUUAAAAGGUAAAUGGGUGCUGAUGUACUUUGGCUUUACCCAUUGUCCUGAUAUCUGUCCAGAUGAACUGCAAAAGCUGAGUGCUGCGGUGUCCCUGUUGGACAAGGACUCCACUUUGCCCCCUGUGCUUCCUGUCUUUGUUUCAGUGGACCCCGAGCGUGAUAACGUUGCGGCGCUAGCAAAGUAUGUUAGUGAAUUCCAUCCACGACUCAAGGGUCUGACUGGCACAGAGGAGCAGAUCAAGGCAGUAGCCCAAGCCUAUCGCGUGUACUACAGCGUGGGACCUCGUGACGAGGACAAUGAUUACAUUGUUGACCACACCAUCAUCAUAUAUUUACUGAAUCCUGACGGACUAUUCACAGAUUACUAUAACCGGAGUAAAAACGAUCAGGAAAUAGCUGAAAGCGUAAAACGCCAUAUGACGACCUACAAGUCGCUAUUCAGUUGACAGUGUUUGCCAAGUUCUGCCACUGGACUGUAAACCUCUGAUUCUCUAUUCACAUUGGCCCCAGUUUUGGGGGAUUGUUUUGGUUCAUUUUAUACCCAUAAACUUCAGACAUUGAAUAUUGCUAUUUCUUUGUUUAAAUGAAUUUAACUGCACUUUUUUUGUACAUUGAAAGUGAGAAUAUCAUAAAUCACGCUGUGAUUGUGUCUAGAAGAAGGCAAUAAAAUGACAUGAUUGAAGCUGUU